AGUUCGACUCAGCUCCGCCGCGCGUGUCAGCCGAUGGAAGAGCUGCGGGCCGCCGUGACGGCGCACUUGGACCAGGUAGCGGGCCUCGUGCAGGCGCUCUCCUCCGAGCUCCGCCGCGGCAUAGGUCCCGCCGCCGACAACCUGCGCGCCUUCAUCCGCGCCGUUGACUGGACGGAGCCAUGGCUCAUGUGCUUGAUGGCAUUCCAUGUGGUUCUGCUGCUCACUGCUGUAGGGUUCAGGAGGAAUGCCAAUUUCCAGCUAUUCUUGUUAUUUCUUGCUUAUUCAGGAGUGUAUCUAGCUGAAAAGAUGAACAGAUACCUGGGAGAGAACUGGAAGAGCUUUACCAGUAGGAAUUAUUUUGAUCGUUCUGGAGUUUUUAUCUCUGUCGUCUGGUCUGGGCCCCUUAUUGUCAUAUCGAUUGUCAGUGUGAUUAGCAGCCUCAUUGCAUUAUGUCGAUUGAUGGUGAAAUGGAAAAGAGCAGAACUUAGGCACCGGGCUCGACUUGCUCAUGACAAGAAGGAUUGAGAGAAGAGAAAAAAAUCCUUAUUAUGGGAGAAUCGAAUGAUUUAGUGAUUUUGAACUUUUCUAAGUUUGUAUGCCGCUUGUCAACAGGGCACUCAAGAAUUAAGUGUUGGAAAUCCUGGAUAAGCGAGGAGUGUCUACAGCUAUUGUUCCUGCUGGUCACUGUAGGACAGUAGCAGCUAGACAUACUUCAUAAAAAAAUAGAUAUGGUACCUGUCUCUAUCUUGUUUUAGAUUGUAGAUGUAAACAUGGAUGUAAUCUUGAUUGAAACUGCCAAGAUUUGUAGAACAAAGCCUCACUGUUUCGUUUCCCAUCACAAAUAUGAAAUAUGAGACGCGGAAGUGA
Zea mays is the source of this 867-nucleotide messenger RNA. Its product is annotated as Transmembrane protein 18. Lineage: Eukaryota; Viridiplantae; Streptophyta; Magnoliopsida; Poales; Poaceae. Gene Ontology annotation, cellular component: nuclear membrane. The record is from RefSeq and is marked validated.